AUGUUUGGUAAUGUUCUGAAAGGAAUUAGACGCUGUUAUCUGUCUAGAGAGGCCUUCCGUCUUCCCACUGUAAUAAUUGGUAGUGUUUCUUAUUCAGGAAUCUUCAGUACCAUGAGACAAGUCAAGGUUAAAGGCAUGUCUGGUUUUUGUUCUCUAGAUUCUGGUGGAGAAUCUCACAUCUUACAAUUUGAAUCAGCUAGUGAAAGCCGUAGACAUUCAUCCUUAAAUGUGCAGUUCACUCCUGAAAUAGAAAAGAAGUAUGUCCAUCAAGUUUAUGAUGCUGUCGCACCUCAUUUCAGUUCGACCCGGUUUGCUAAGUGGCCAAAAGUAGCCAAUUUUCUAUCUUCCUUACCUUCAGGAUCUCUUGUUCUUGAUGCAGGAUGUGGAAAUGGAAAGUACUUGGGAUUUAAUCCUGAUUGUUUUUUCAUUGAAUGUGAUAUAAGUGCUCCUCUUAUCAAAAUUUGUGCAGAUAGAGGGCAUCAAGUAUCGGUUGCAGACGCCGUAGAUCUUCCAUAUAGAACUGGUUUUGGUGAUGCAGUUAUAUCUAUACCAUGUUUUCAGUGAAGGCGAGCU
Molecule: messenger RNA, 573 nt
Organism: Pyrus x bretschneideri (Chinese white pear)
Lineage: Eukaryota; Viridiplantae; Streptophyta; Magnoliopsida; Rosales; Rosaceae
Product: tRNA (carboxymethyluridine(34)-5-O)-methyltransferase-like
Exons: 1
Coding region: 1-564 (187 amino acids)
Biological process (GO): tRNA wobble uridine modification
Cellular component (GO): nucleus; cytoplasm
Molecular function (GO): tRNA binding; S-adenosylmethionine-dependent methyltransferase activity
Source: RefSeq, a predicted model, not a curated record